CGAACGGCUUCAACAUUUGCUUCAUUUUCCACUCUUCAAAUAUCAUCGUAUAAUAAAUUAUUCUUUCUUCUCUCCAUUCCAUAAUUCCAUUCCUCUAACAAGCAAGAACAAAUACUCUAACUAUGGCAAUUGGAGUUCUUGCUUUUCAAGGCUCUUUCAACGAACACAUCGCAGCACUGAGGAGGAUUGGAGUAAAGGGUGUUGAAAUAAGGAAGCCUGAACAGUUGGAGAAUGUUGGUGCCCUCAUCAUUCCUGGUGGUGAAAGUACCACCAUGGCCAAACUCGCCGAGUUUCAUAAUAUGUUUCCUGCCUUGAGGGAGUUUGUCAAGAUGGGCAAGCCAGUUUGGGGAACGUGUGCAGGACUGAUUUUCUUGGCAAAUAAAGUUGUUGGUCAGAAAGCUGGUGGACAGGAACUUGUUGGAGGCCUUGAUUGCACAGUCCACAGAAAUUUCUUUGGUAGCCAGAUUCAAAGUUUUGAGGCAGAUAUCUCUGUUCCUCAUAUAGCAGAUAAAGAAGGUGGGCCUCCAGGCUUCCGAGGUGUAUUCAUACGUGCUCCUGCUAUCCUUGAAGUGGGUUCAGAAGUUGAAGUUUUAGCAGAAGUUCCUGUUCCCGACACACUGAAGAAUUCAGAUGCAGCAAAGGAGAGCGCAGAGGUGAAUCCUGAAUCUCUUAACAAAGUGAUUGUAGCUGUAAAGCAAAGGAAUUUGCUAGGAACGGCCUUUCAUCCGGAAUUGACUGCUGACAGUAGAUGGCAUUUGUACUUCAUAAAGAUGGUUAAUGACCUCAGCCAGGAGACUGAGACCGAGACCGAGACCGAGUCCGAGUCCGAGAGCACAAGCAGUAUCAUCAAAGCAGGAGACUUGGGUGCCUUGCAAGAUCAAAAGAUUGAACUCCCCAUUUACUUACCUUAGCAGAGUAUAUGAAUAUAGCUUGGUUAUAAUUUUAUAGUUUUAGUAGGAUAAUCUCAGGAAGAUAUAGGUUAUUUGCUUCACUUUGAAAUGAAUGUCCAUAUUCGUAUAACCUAAGCAUUUGCUCAGACUCACACCGACAAAAGUUGGCCUCUAUUGUUGACAAUGUUAAAAGUUUUUGAUUGCUUUGCUUUUUGAA
Messenger RNA from Beta vulgaris subsp. vulgaris (sugar beet), 1107 nucleotides. Its product is annotated as probable pyridoxal 5'-phosphate synthase subunit PDX2. Gene Ontology annotation, molecular function: glutaminase activity. Gene Ontology annotation, biological process: pyridoxine metabolic process; pyridoxal 5'-phosphate biosynthetic process. The transcript has 7 exons. The record is from RefSeq and is a predicted model, not a curated record. Gene Ontology annotation, cellular component: glutaminase complex; cytosol. NCBI's taxonomy places the organism in Eukaryota, Viridiplantae, Streptophyta, Magnoliopsida, Caryophyllales, Amaranthaceae. Bases 123 to 911 code for a protein of 262 amino acids.